AGUCGUCACUUCCGCUCCUGCUCUGACUCCAGCUUGCAUCAUUUCUCGUCUCUCUCUCGGCAGCCGGCGGCGGCAGGCAACAUUCGGACACCAUGGUGGAGCCAGUCCCUGAGUCCAUCAACUUUCCCUCGGAGGAGGAGAAGAUCCUGCAGUUUUGGGGAGAGAAGGACUGCUUCCAGGAAUGCCUCAGACAGUCCAAGAACAGGCCUAAGUACACCUUCUACGACGGCCCUCCCUUUGCCACGGGUUUACCCCACUACGGUCACAUCCUAGCCGGCACCAUCAAGGACAUUGUUACUCGCUUUGCCCACCAGAGCGGCUUCCAUGUGGACCGGCGCUUUGGCUGGGACUGUCACGGCCUGCCUGUGGAGUAUGAGAUUGACAAGACACUGGGGAUCAAAGGGCCUGAAGAUGUGGCCAAGAUGGGCAUUGCUGAGUACAACAAGCAGUGCAGAAACAUUGUGAUGAGAUACUCCAACGAGUGGGAGACUUCAGUGAAGCGAAUGGGCCGGUGGAUUGACUUCAACAAUGACUACAAGACGCUCUACCCGUGGUUCAUGGAGACUGUCUGGUGGGUGUUCAGACAGCUGUAUGACAAGGGUCUGGUGUACCGAGGUGUCAAAGUCAUGCCUUUCUCCACCGCCUGCAACACCCCUCUCUCCAACUUCGAGUCCCACCAGAACUACAAGGAUGUUCAGGAUCCAUCUGUGAUCGUCAACUUCCCGCUGGUCGACAAUCAAGAUGUUGCUUUGAUUGCCUGGACGACCACACCCUGGACACUGCCGAGCAACCUCGCCCUCUGUGUGAACCCGGAGUUCCUCUAUGUCCAGGUGAAAGAUAACACCACAGGCAAGACCUACAUCAUGAUGGAGGCCAGGCUGGGAGCUCUGUUUAAGUCAGAGGGCGAGUACACUCUGCUGGACAAAUUUCCUGGCAAGACACUUAAAGGGAAAAAAUACAAGCCUCUCUUCCAGUACUUUGCCAAGUGUGGGGAGAAGGGAGCGUUCCAGGUGGUGACGGAUAACUACGUCAAGGAGGAAGAGGGCACCGGAGUGGUCCACCAGGCACCUUACUUUGGAGCUGAUGAUUACAGGGUGUGCACUGAAUACAACAUCAUCCAGAGGGACCAGGCUCCUAUCUGCCCUGUGGACGCCUCAGGCUGCUUCACUUCAGAGGUCACUGACUUUGCGGGACAGUAUGUCAAAGACGCUGACAAGAACAUCAUCAAGUGGCUGAAGGAGAACGGCCGCCUCGUCAAUGCCAGCAGCUUCAAACAUAGUUACCCCUUCUGCUGGAGGUCCGACACGCCUCUGAUCUACAAAGCGGUGCCCAGCUGGUUUGUCCGAGUGGAGCACAUGGUGGACAAACUGCUGGACAACAAUGGAAAAUGCUACUGGGUUCCAGAGUUUGUGCGUGAGAAGCGUUUCGGGAACUGGCUGAGAGACGCACGCGACUGGGCGAUUUCGAGGAACCGUUACUGGGGCACGCCAAUCCCUCUCUGGGUCAGCGACGACUUCGAGGAGGUGGUGUGUGUAGGGUCCAUGGCCGAACUGGAGGAGCUGACCGGAGUCAAAGUAACUGAUCUGCAUCGGGAGAGCAUUGACAGUCUGACCAUCCCGUCGCGGUGUGGGAAGGGCGUGCUGCGGAGGGUCACCGAGGUGUUCGACUGCUGGUUCGAGAGCGGCAGCAUGCCCUACGCCCAGGUCCACUACCCCUUCGAAAACAGGAAGGAGUUUGAGGACGCUUUCCCCGCAGACUUCAUCGCCGAAGGCAUUGACCAGACGAGGGGAUGGUUCUACACCCUGUUGGUGCUCUCCACAGCCCUGUUUGGCAAACCACCCUUCAAGAAUGUCAUCGUUAAUGGUUUGGUUCUUGCUAGCGAUGGACAGAAGAUGAGCAAGCGCAAGAAGAACUACCCAGAUCCGGGACUGAUAGUGCAGAACUAUGGAGCUGAUGCCCUCAGGCUCUACCUCAUCAACUCUCCUGUAGUGAGAGCUGAGAACCUGCGUUUCAAAGAGGAGGGGGUGCGGGACGUGUUGAAGGAUGUCUUCCUGCCGUGGUAUAAUGCCUAUCGCUUCCUGGUGCAGAACGUACAGAGGUUACAGAAGGAGGAUGAGAUUCAGUUUCUGUACAACGAGAACACGGCGAAGCAGAGUGACAACAUCAUGGACAAAUGGAUUCAGUCCUUCACACAGUCCCUCAUUCAGUUCUUCAAGGCUGAGAUGGAUGCCUACCGCCUCUACACUGUCGUGCCUCGCCUGGUCAAGUUUGUGGACAUGCUCACCAACUGGUACGUCAGGACCAACAGACGCCGUCUGAAGGGAGAGAGUGGCACUGAGGACUGCCUGUGGGCGCUGGAAACCCUCUUCAGUGUUCUGUUCUCCAUGUGCAGGCUGAUGGCUCCCUUCACACCCUUCAUUACAGAGAUGAUGUACCAAAAUCUGCGUCACCUCAUCGACCCCGCCUCUGUCGAGGAGAAGGACAGCAGCAGCAUCCACUAUCUCAUGCUUCCCCAAGUCAGGGAGAGUUUGAUUGACAAGCGCAUUGAGAGCGCUGUUUCUCAGAUGCAGUCUGUGAUUGAGCUGGGCAGAGUGAUCCGAGACAGGAAGACCCUGCCCGUCAAGUACCCAUUGAAGGAGGUGGUCGUUAUUCACCAGGAUGCAGAGGCUCUGAAAGACAUCCAGUCCCUGCAGAAAUACAUCCUGGAAGAGCUUAAUGUGAGGCAGUUAACGCUGUCAACGGACAAGGACAAGUACGGCAUCCGUCUGAGAGCCGAGCCAGACCACAUGGUUCUGGGCAAGAGACUAAAGGGGGCCUUCAAAUCCGUCACUGCCUCUAUCAAGGAGCUCACCAGCGAACAGCUAGAGGCCUUCCAGAAGACAGGCUCCAUCGUGGUGGACGGCCACGAGCUUCACGAGGAGGACCUGAGGCUGAUGUACACCUUCAACCAGAGCUCAGACUCAGCUGCACAGUAUGAAGCACACUCUGACGCACAGGUCCUGGUGCUGUUGGAUGUCACCCCGGACCAGUCCAUGGUGGACGAAGGCGUUGCCCGUGAGGUCAUCAACCGCAUUCAGAAACUACGCAAGAAGGGCCAUUUGGUACCAUCAGAUGAGAUAACUGUGUACUACCGCUGCCAGCCAGAGGGGGAGUACUUGGACUCUGUGAUCCAGGCUCACACCGACUUCAUCCUGGCCACGACCAAGGCUCCACUUCUGCCCUUCCCUGUCCCCAAAACUGCCAGUGUCAUCAUAGAGGAAAAAACACAGCUGAAGGGCUCAGACUUGGAGUUAACCAUUGUGAAGGGAUCGUCAGCCCCUCGGGCUCCUCUCAGUGGACCAGCUUGCACCUAUGUGAACCUCAGGGUGAAGGUCAACAACAAAGAGCAAGAGGGGGUGGUGCUGUUGGAGAACCCCAAAGGAGAUAACAGACUAGACGUGGACAAGCUGAGGAAAGUGUGCAGCAGCAUCUUUGGAACAAACAACACCCAGCUCAGAUUCUUCAACAGGCGGGAUGAAAUGAUGAAACUGUUUUGUGCACACACAGAGCUGACCAGCAAAACGGACCUUCAGGCUUUGAGCGGUAAAACUUUGUCAGUGACGUCAGGCUCUUCCUCGCCCGGCCCCGCCCCCACCACCGACGCCGUCCUGUGUCCCUAUGUGAACCUGAUGCUCUGUAACGCACAGCCCGCUGAAUGCCAGACGGGGGAGGUGGGCACCCUCCUGCUGGUGAACCCAGUGGGCCAGAAUGGGCUCGACCACUCAGGCCUGCUGUCUGAGGCUGCCAAGGUUUUCGGCCUCCGCAGCAGACGGCUCAAACUCUACCUGGACCAGGACCUCACCCAGGAGCUGCCAGCAGAUUCAUCAGUAAAAUCUCUAGACACCAAAACUCUGUUUGUGAGAGUUCUUCCAACAACCGCUGAAGCAUAAAUCCAGAGAAGCCAUCCCAGGAUCUCACCAGUCAACAUUUGUCUCAGAUGUGUCACAGGUUCCUGGAAAGUUGUUUUUUUUACCCACUAUAAUCCCGACAGCCCCGUCCACUGAUGCACAGUGGAUUUAUGGCAACAUAAUGUGUGUCACGUGUUAAGAUGUUUUUGGUUUUUUGAAAUCCUGAUGCAAAGGAGGCUUGUCUGUCAAGUUCACAGCUGUUACUUCAUAGAGUCACUCUCACACAUCUUGAAAUUUCUCAAGGCAACUUCAGGCUCAGAAUUAGCACGGCUGAAUCUGACUUGAGAUUUUUAUUUGCUUGAAAGCAAUCUGAGAUGUGACGAUCACGGUUCUCCUCCCUGACGCGGUUUCUUUCCCUCGCACUGCCUUUAAUUUGUCCCCAGUUCUCAGUGACAGUUUUCUAAGAAAGCACAGUGUGUUGUUGGGCUGUAUUUAUUCUGGACAGAGGAGAGAUUUACAUUCUUCACUAAAAGUGGAAGCACUUCAAGAACAGAAGGAUUGUUCAUACACAGCAGCUGAACAGACCGGCUGGACAGAUGUGGUCCAGAAGUAGUUGGCCGUGGAAACUGGGGAUUGUCUGAUGGAGUGAAAACCAGACAUUAAACCACCUGGAAAGAAGAUCCAAAGGUUCUCUGUACCUCAGGUUUAAAGAUUUUUUCAGUCAGUAACUGGAAAUGAGGAUUCCAGGGAACUGUCUAGCUGUCAAUAUUACCAAUGGAUGGUUUUCUUUAUUAUGCUAAUUAUAAAAAUUAUGCAAGCUCCUUCCCCUUCAGGGCUGAUUUGAGGUGAGCUAAAUCCAGAGUAAUUAUUGCUGUGGCUCAUAAUUGGGAAACCAAUUUGGCCUAUUGUGCUUAUACGCCAUUUUGAAUUUAACAGAUAAACCUAUUCUCUUCAUUGCAUUGGGAAUCCUUUGACAAUUGAAAAGGCAUUUAAAAGGUGAAAUGGAUUUUCGGGCUGCUGUACCAUAGGGACAAAGGGUUCUGUAAUAAAAAGAGCAACAAAUGGAUAAUGUACUAUUUUCAGUGACAAAUGGAAUAAAUCAAAGGUGACUAAGAAUCAA
Molecule: messenger RNA, 5007 nt
Organism: Lates calcarifer (barramundi perch)
Lineage: Eukaryota; Metazoa; Chordata; Actinopteri; Centropomidae
Gene: iars1
Product: isoleucyl-tRNA synthetase 1
Exons: 34
Coding region: 93-3929 (1278 amino acids)
Biological process (GO): isoleucyl-tRNA aminoacylation
Molecular function (GO): aminoacyl-tRNA deacylase activity; tRNA binding; ATP binding
Source: RefSeq, a predicted model, not a curated record